UUAAAAAUCCAAAAAAAAGUCGUCAGUAAUUUUCACCACCAAGUUAUAUUAAGCUUAUACAUCAGUGAUACCUCUUGAAUAUUCAAUCCAUCAAGUUUAGUCCAUUAUCAUGUCGGACACACAUUUAAAGAGGGAAGCUAACGUGGAAUCGGAGUUCGAUUCUAUCGAUAACUCGGAAUCCUUGAAGAGUGAGCAAGAAUCAAUCUCCAAAAAACGUAGUCUUGAUGAACCUGAAAAUGACAACGUCGAUGACGAAGAAGAUGGAGAUCAAAACGGAGAAGAUGAAGACGAUGAAGACGAUGACGAAGAUGAAGACGAUGUGGAAUUAUCAAGCAGAAAAAGAAAGAGAAGAAGAGCAAAUCAGUUCAUUGAUAUUGAAGCUGAAGUUGAUGAUGAAGAAGAUGAUGAAUUAGAUGAAGAUGAUGAAGAAGCUGAACUUUUAAGAGAACAAUUCAUUUCAGACGAUAAAGGAGCUGAAGCAAAUGAAGAGGAGCAACAAGAUGAUAGACUCCAUAGACAAUUUGAUCGUCGUCGUCAAGAAGCAGAAGAUCAAGAUGCAGAACAACUUGCAGAGACUUUGAAACAAAGAUAUAGAAAGACCCAUACAGUAUACAGAGGUGAUACUACCACAAGUGGAACUGUUUCUCAAAAAUUAUUGAUGCCUUCUAUCAAUGAUCCUUCUAUUUAUGCUAUAAGAUGUACUCCUGGUAGAGAAAAAGAUUUAGUAAGAAGAUUAUAUGAUAAAAAGAGAACCUUGGAAAGAACGAAUAAUCCAUUGGAUAUUUUAACUGUAUUCCAAAGAGAUGCCUUUAGAGGUUAUAUUUAUAUUGAAGCUAAAAGACCAGAUGCUAUUGACAAAGCCCUUUCUGGUAUGAUCAAUGUAUAUAUUAGAGACAAGCUUUUAGUUCCAGUGAAAGAAUAUCCAGAUUUAUUAAAACAAGUGAAAUCAUCUGAUGUCGAAAUUGUUCCUGGAAUCUAUGUGAGAAUAACUAGAGGUAAAUACAAGGGUGAUCUUGCCACAGUUGAUAACUUAUCAGAAAAUGGUUUAGAUGUUCGUUGUAAGUUGGUCCCUAGAUUGGACUAUGGUAGAAAUGAUGAGUUUGACAGAGAUGGUAAAAGAAUAAGGCUGAAAGUUCGUCCAUUACCAAGACUUUUUAGUGAACAAGAAGCUCGUACUUAUGAUGGUGAAUCUCUUCAACCAGGAAGAGUUGCACGUAACUUUAUCUAUAAAGGAGAAGAAUAUGAUGAAGGUUUCUUAUUAAAGGACUUUAAGAUCCAAUUUAUUCAAACGAAGGAUGUUCAUCCAACAUUAGAAGAAUUAGAUAGAUUCCAAAAUAAUGAAGAAGAUGGUAUAGAUUUAACUGCUAUUGCCACUUCUUUGAAGAAUAAAAAUCAAACUGAAGGUAAGCUGUCUUUCCAACCUGGUGAUAAAGUUGAAAUCCGUCGUGGUGAAUUAGCAAAGACCGUAGGUUUGGUUGUUGAAGGUGCAUUGAAUGAAAUUACUAUUUCUGUUACUGAUAGUGGAGAUCCAAACUUUGACAACGAAAAAUUGACAGUCCCUGCUGCUGAUUUGAGAAAAAUCUUCAAUGAAGGUGACCACGUCAGAGUUGUGGAAGGUAAACAUUUUGAUGAAACUGGUUUAGUAAUCAAGAUCGAUGGUGAUUCAGUAAUUCUUGUAAGUGACCAAACAAAGGAAGAUGUGAGAGUUUUUGCUAAUUAUUUAGUUAAGGCAACUGACGCCACACUGACUAUGAAUGCUAUAAAUAGUAAGUAUGAUAUCAAGGAUUUAGUUCAAUUGAAUGUCUCUUCAGUUGGUGUUAUAGUUAGAGCAGAAAGAAGUUUCUAUCAAGUAUUGACCUCGGAUGGUAGAUUAGUUGAUAUCAAACCAUCAGGUAUUUCUGCAAAGUUGGAGUUGAGUCGUCGUGAACAAGUAGCUACAGAUAAGAAUGGUUUCACUAUUUCUGUGGGUGAUACAGUUAAAGAAGUGUUAGGAGAUAAGAAAAGAGAAGGUGUUAUUUUACAUAUUUAUAAGAAUUCCUUAUUCAUAAGUCUGAGAGAGAUACUCGAAAACUUGGGUGUAUUUGUGACUAACAGAAUGAAUGUUACUACAGUUUCAACUAAGAACUCAAUGGUUUCAAAGAACUUGGGUCCAGAUUUAAAUCGUAUGAAUCCAAAUUUGAAACUUCCUUCUGCUGCCGUUAAUGCUGCUCUUCAAACCAAAGCUGGUGGUCGUGAUAAGUUAUUAUACAGAGAUGUUGCUGUAACGACUGGUCCAUACAAAGGUUUAAAAGGUAAAGUGGUUCAAGCUGAUGAAAUUUAUGUCAGAGUUGAAUUACAUACUAAGAGUAAAAAGAUCAAAGUCGAAAAGCAAGGUUUACAAGUUCUUGAUCGUGGUGAAUGGGUUCCAUAUCUUAAGUUUAUUGGUGCCUCUGUCGAAGAAACAAGAGAUUUCAACAGACCAAGAAAUCCUGCGUUCAACUCUGGAGAAAGAUCUGCAUGGAAUGGUGGUGUCACCCCUGUUGUUGGAGGUGGUGCAGCCUCAACCUGGGGUGGAGAUACAACUGCUUGGUCAGGUGGUAAAACCCCAGCUUAUGGUAGUCAAUCUACUUGGGGUGGUGCAUCAGCUUGGGGUGCAAAUGCUGGUGGUAACUCAACUUGGGGUUCAAAAGGUGGAGCAUCUGCCUGGGGUAAUUCUAGUACUGGUGGAAAUUCAGGAAACAGUUCAACCUGGGGUAAAAAUAGUGCCACCAGUAACAACGGAAAUAGUUCUACUUGGGGAUCUGCCAAGGGUGGUAACUCUACUUGGGGUUCUAACAAAGGAGGUAGCUCCACUUGGGGCCAAGGUGGAAAUUCUACUUGGGGUUCUACAAAUGGUGGAAGUUCCUCUUGGGGUUCCCAAAAUAAAGGAAAUAGAAGUAGCUGGGGUAAGCAGUAAUUUACAUGAACACUUCUUGUUCUAUUUGUUUUUGUUGUAUAUUAGUAAAUAAAACUUAAUCUUUCGUAUAUAUGUAUAAUAAAAGGCU
Messenger RNA from Scheffersomyces coipomensis, 3023 nucleotides. It is a transcript of the gene SPT5, whose product is annotated as transcription elongation factor. The transcript has a single exon. Gene Ontology annotation, cellular component: DSIF complex. The record is from RefSeq and is a predicted model, not a curated record. The coding region runs from base 110 to 2935 and encodes 941 amino acids. Gene Ontology annotation, biological process: regulation of transcription by RNA polymerase II; transcription elongation by RNA polymerase II; regulation of DNA-templated transcription elongation. Gene Ontology annotation, molecular function: mRNA binding. Lineage: Eukaryota; Fungi; Ascomycota; Pichiomycetes; Serinales; Debaryomycetaceae.